Molecule: messenger RNA, 4681 nt
Organism: Bufo gargarizans (Asiatic toad)
Lineage: Eukaryota; Metazoa; Chordata; Amphibia; Anura; Bufonidae
Gene: NID2
Product: nidogen 2
Biological process (GO): cell-matrix adhesion
Cellular component (GO): basement membrane
Molecular function (GO): calcium ion binding
Source: RefSeq, a predicted model, not a curated record
UGGGGUCGGAUGUGGAAGGUCCCGGGUCAGAAUUCCUGCAGUCAGGCAGUGGGGCGCGGUGCUGCAUCCUGUCCUCCAGCUCUCAUCAUGCGGGCCCGCCUGCUCCCUCUGCUGCUGCUCUGGCACUGCCUGCUGGCCUGCACCGCUGCUAUCUCCCGGCAGGAGCUCUUCCCCUACGGGGAGCACAGGGGGGACCUGCUGCUGCCGGAGGGGGACGACGAGACGUCCCAGGUGCUGCCGCUGGAUCAACCCAUUCUCUUCUAUGAGGCGGAAUUUAAAGAGCUCUAUGUAGGGACCAAUGGGAUCAUCUCCCCUCACGACUUCCCCCGUGAGACACAGUAUGUGGAUGACGGCUUUCCCACUGACUUUCCAGUCAUCGCCCCCUUCCUGUCUGAUAUAGACACGAGUAACGGCAGAGGAAAGGUUUACUACCGGCAGGACAACUCCCCUGAGACCCUCAGCACCGCGGCCAGGCAGAUUGAGAAAGGUUUCCCAGAGGCCGCCUUCUCCCCUAUCAAUGUUGUGCUGGUGACCUGGGAGAACGUGGGGCCGUACGAAGAGGUGACCAGACAUUCCGAGCCUUCCAAUAAGUUUAACACAUUCCAGGCUGUUCUAGCUUACGAUGAAUCCGAUUCCUACGCCAUAUUCCUGUACCCUGAACAUGGACUCCAGUUUUUUGGGACCAGGCCUAAAGAGUCCUAUAACGUCCACCUUGAGCUCCCAGCCAGAGUGGGAUUUAGCCGAGGAGAGUCUGAAAUCUUGAAGAGAGAAGCUCCUUUUUAUAGCGUCACCAACAGUGAACAAUCCGUGAAGAAUCUGUAUCAAACAAGUAAUGUUGGGGUCCCGGGAGUUUGGGUCUUCCACAUUGGUAGCAUUUCCGAGCUGGACAAUGUGAUACCGGCUAAAGUGGUGAACGUCCAUGCCCAAGAACGGUUCAUACCUCUGAUCAACUCCCACAAUGAUUUCCCUGAACGCGGAGAGCAAGAAAACCAUCUCACUGGGGACAACAACUACGAUGAGAAUUACGAUGAUACAGAUGGGGACUACCCUCCUGGUCCAACUACGGAGCAGGCUGCAACGGACAAUGCAAAUGUCAACACUGGAUUCUUGGGCAUCGAUGAUACGGCCACGCUGGGUAUCGUUGAAGAGGCGGAACAGGAGUCAUUACCCUACUAUCCGCCCAACAACCCUUUACCUCCAUCUCAGAACGAGCCUAGCUGGACUCCGUAUGGUUUAGGGAACCCCUUGGGGGAACCUCAGAUCCAGCCUUCAGAUAAUAGAGAUCUUGGCAGUGAACCAUCUUAUGAGACCAGAAAAUAUCCUUCUCAGCCAUUUGUGACGCCAAAUCCGCAAAUCGAUCAAGAGAUUCCUGAUUUGGUUUUUAGGAGCGGUCGCAUUAAUGGAUACGAUGAGACGGGAGGAUUUGACACUGACGUGCUCACUUUUAACCCCGUCAGUAGAGAGACCUGCGAGAGGAAACCUGGGCACUGCUCACAGUACGCCUUCUGCAUUGACUACGCGACCGGAUUCUGCUGUCACUGCCAGGACAAUUACUACGGCAAUGGAGUGCACUGCUUACCCAAAGGUGCUCCACACAGAGUCAAUGGUAAAGUGAGCGGAAACCUGCUUGUGGGACAGACGUCCGUCAGCUUUGAUAGCAUAGACAUGCACGCUUACAUAGUGGUGAAUGAUGGAAGAGCUUACACCGCCAUCAGUCAGGUCCCGGAGCCUGCGUCCUGGUCACUAACUCCUUUAACCGCCAUUGGAGGACUUUUUGGUUGGCUUUUUGCAUUGGAAAAACCUGGACAUCAGAACGGGUUCAGUAUAACUGGAGCGAAAUUUGUCCACAACAUUGAAGCUGUGUUUUCCCCGGGAGGAGAAGUCGUCCACAUCACACAGGUUGCGAAUGGUUUCGAUGCAGAUAACUACAUCCACCUAAGAACCACCAUAAAAGGCCAGAUACCAUUUAUCCCCGAGACCUCAACUGUCCAGAUCAACCCGUACUACGAAAUCUACCAGUACUCUGGUUCAGUUGUGACGUCCACGGCUUACCGGGAAUACACCGUAUCAUCCGCAAAUAAUGAAGUGCAGAGACUGUCCUACCGACUGAAGCAGAAUAUCACCUAUCAGGACUGCGUCCACUCCCAGAGGUUCCCCCCCACCGCCCAGAAACUCUCUGUGGAUCGCAUGUUUGCCCUUUACAACAAGGACGAGAAGGUUCUCAGAUUCGCCAUCACCAGUCACAUCGGAUCCGUGCACGAUUCUUCUCAGGAGCCAACACAAGUCAGUCCCUGCUACGAUGGAACGCACGUGUGCGACACGCGAGCCCAAUGCCAGCCGGGGUCAGGCCUGAACUACACCUGUGUCUGCGCCUCCGGGUACCAGGGAGAUGGCAGAGACUGCACUGAUGUUGAUGAAUGUGAGGCCGGACUCACCAACUGUGGCCGCAACACUCAAUGUCUGAACCUUCCCGGCAGCUACAGGUGCGAGUGUCAGCCUGGAUAUGUGCAUUCAGCAGAGGGACAGAACUGCGUGUUGGGGGGCUCAUUUGGUAACCCCUGUGAGGACGGCACACACACUUGUGACACUACCACAUCUCGGUGCGCACCACGUGGUGAUGGCGUCUUUACCUGUGAAUGUUUCCCUGGGUACACGAGGAGCGGGCAGACUUGUAUCGAUGUGGAUGAAUGUUCCGAGCGCAGGUGUCACCCAGAUGCUUCCUGCACCAACCUCCCCGGUUCAUUUUCAUGUCAGUGUAAUGACGGCUACACAGGCGACGGCUUCCAGUGUACACGGGUCCCAGAUUACAGACCUCCCCUUGUUUCUUGCCUGGAGAAACGUCUCAGCCUCCUAGGACACUCCCAACCUAGAGGUCCUCGCCCUGGUCUUUUUGUCCCCGAGUGCGACUCUGAAGGGAAUUACGCCCCUCUGCAGUGUCACGGGAGCACAGGACAGUGCUGGUGCGUGAACAAAAACGGAGAAGAAAUCGAAGGCACAAGAACAUUACCCGGCCGAGGUACCCCUAAGUGCGGAGUUCCCGAACCUACUCAACGACCUCAGACCAUGUGCGAGAGGUGGAAGCAGAGCCUGCUGGACCACUACGGUGGCACCCCCUCUGCAGAGCAUUACAUCCCUCAGUGUGACACCUACGGCGAGUUCAAGCCUCUGCAGUGUCACGGGAACAGCGGCUAUUGCUGGUGCGUGGAUAAAGAUGGCAGAGAGAUUGCGGGGUCGAGGACGCAGCCAGGAAUGAUCCCCGCCUGUUUGCCAAGUGUAGCUCCACCCACUGUGAGGCCCACCCCUCGUCCAGAUGUAACCCCUCCUACUUCGGGUACCUACCUCUUGUAUGCGCAGGGUCAACAGAUCGGAUACUUACCGCUGGAUGGCGUCAAGUUUAAUAAAGACAAAGCAAGGACCCUGCUGUCACUACAUGGCUCCAUCGUAGUGGGCAUUGAUUAUGACUGUCAGGAGAAGAAGUUCUACUGGACGGACGUUGCUGGGCGCACUAUUAGCCGGGCGAGUCUGGAGCCCGGUGCGGAGCCUGAAGUCAUCAUUAGUACAGAUUUAAUGAGCCCCGAGGGCCUGGCCAUAGACUACCUGCGGAGAACCAUGUUCUGGACAGACAGCGGCACAGAUAAAAUCGAGACCUCACGGCUGGAUGGUUCCGAUAGGAAGACGCUAUUUGACUCAAACCUGGUGAAUCCACGCGCCAUCACCAUAGACGCCAUGCGAGGGAACCUCUACUGGACAGACUGGAACAGAGAGGCCCCAAAGAUUGAAACCUCUUAUAUCGAUGGCUCAAACAGAAGGAUUCUGGUGAAUGACAACAUCGGAUUACCGAAUGGACUGACCUUUGAUCCUUUCUCCAAGCAGAUCUGUUGGGCAGAUGCAGGAACCAAAAAACUGGAGUGUGUAUUGUCCAAUGGAAGCGGAAGACGAGUGGUACAGAGUAAUCUCAACUAUCCCUUCAGUGUCGUGGCCUAUGCCAAUCAUUUCUACCACACAGACUGGAGAAGGGACGGCGUUAUAUCUGUAAAUAAAGAUAGUGGUCAGAUUGCAGAGGAAUACCUCCCGGAGCAGCGAUCACAUUUGUACGGAAUAACCGCCAUCUACCCCUAUUGUCCUUCUGGCAGGAAGUGAUAACCCAGAAUACAACGACCAAAAGAAGCCGCCAUUGAGGAAUCUUCUGCUCUGGCUCCGUUAAUAAGGAUCACGAAGCAGAAGGAACAACUCAAUCAUAUAUGGCAACCAGCACAGAUUUCCGUACAAGAAAAAAAAUAAAUCUAAAAAGUGUAAAGUUUUUUUUACCUCAGUUUUUACUACUGUAUUUUUGUACCUGUAAAAAGGAGUGAGAUGCGUCCAGUAACCUGUUUAGCCGCGGAGAGGCGUCGUCUCAGGCCAGAGUUUCAUCUGAACUGUUCUGCGUUUACUUUAACUCGAGAUUUUAAUGGUGCCGAUUUUUUUAAAGUUUUUUUUUUUUAUAUCUUUCCUUAAUAUUUAGUUUUCAAUUCAUAUUAAAAAAACAAAAUGUCUACUGUGAAAUAGCUAACUGUAUAUGGCUGUGUCAUACCUAUACCAAACAACAAGCUAUAGAAUAACUAUACACCCACGUGAUCCGCUGAAGUCUGUCUGCGCAAUGAAACACGUCAGAUAAUUCCAAUAAAACCCUUUUCUUUAUAAA